ACACCAUGAAGACUAUAAAUACCAUAUCUUGCUCGUUGGUUGAACAGAACUGGAAGAGCACGUGUUUACUGCCAGCAUGACGUUUGAAUAAGAGCUGGGGCCUAAUUCUUUAGAAUUUUGUCAUUGAGUGUUGUGUAAGAAGUUUACAUUAUGCAGGUGUCUCAAGCGAAUAAUGUGAAGGUUUACAACCUCAGUCUUGGUAAAUCACUUCCAGAGUGGUUGUCAGACCGGAAGAAGAGGGCGUUGCAGAAAUCUGACCGAGAUCUACAGCACAGGAUACAGUUGAUUCAGGAUUUUGAGAUGCCUUCAGUCAGCAGUGGUGUACAAAUUACAGCAGAUAACCAGUUUAUAUUAGCAACAGGUACCUACAAGCCGCGGGUGCGAUGUUUUGAAGUCACGCAGCUGUCAAUGAAGUUUGAGCGAUGCUUUGACUCGGAAGUCGUUAGGUUUCACAUCUUGUCUGAAGACUACUCUAAGAUGGUAUUCUUGCAUUGUGAUCGCUAUGUGGAGUUUCAUGCACGAUACGGUCGAUACCACCGAUUACGGAUUCCCAAGUUUGGUCGGGACUUGGCAUACCAUGAGCCGUCUUGUGACCUUUUCCUUGUGGGAGCUAGUCCAGAGGUCUACAGACUGAAUUUGGAGCAGGGGCGCUUCCUGAGUCCAUUUUUAUCUGAAGCAAGUGCAAUCAACGCCUGCAGCAUCAACCCUGAGCACCACCUGCUGGCGCUGGGAACGCUGGAGGGAAGGGUGGAAUGCUGGGACCCGCGCAGCCGGAAACAGGCGGCCAUCUUGGAUUGUGCCCUGAGCAGCGUCACCACGGAAACACAGGUCAAAGGAAUGCCCUCUGUCUCGGCACUGAAAUUCAAAGAUGGCUUACAGAUGGCAGUCGGAACAUCUACUGGACAGGUUCUCUUGUAUGAUAUCCGCUCAGACAAACCCUUACUGGUGAAAGACCAUCACUACAGCCUGCCCAUCAAAGCGGUCGAGUUCCACCCCCAAUCUGAAAUGGUUGUGUCCACGGAUAGCAGAGCAGUCAGAAUAUGGGACGUGCACACUGGGAAAGCUUUCACUGCCAUCGAACCUGAGCACAGCAUCAAUGGCAUGUGUCUUGUACCAUCAUCGGGACUCAUUCUAACAGCCAACGAAGCACCCAAGCUUGGCGUGUAUUUUAUCCCAAGCUUAGGCCCGGCUCCAAAGUGGUGUGCCUUCCUGGAUAAUCUGACCGAGGAAUUGGAGGACAGUUCCCACAGCACAAUCUAUGACGAUUACAAGUUUGUCACCAAAGCUGAGCUAGAAAACCUCGGGCUGGCCCACCUUGUCGGUACCAGUCUACUGCGGGCCUACAUGCACGGGUACUUCAUGGACAUCAGGCUGUACCACAAGGCUAAAGCCAUCGCUGACCCCUUUGCCUACGAAGAGUAUGUCAAGAGCAAGAUCAAGCAGAAGAUAGAAGAGGACAGAGCCAGCCGUGUAAAACUGAGAAAGCUACCCAAGGUGAACGCAGCGCUUGCUUCCAAGUUGCAAGAACAACAGGAGCUGGAGCAGACAUCCAAGGGCAAGAGAGACAAGAAGGCUGAAGCGGACAGCAUUCUCCAUGACGACCGCUUCGCGGCGCUGUUCAAGAACCCCGAGUUCCAGGUGGACGAAUCGAGCGAGGACUACCGGCUCCUCCAUCCGGUCAUCACAAAGCAGCAGCGGCAGCAGCAGAAGGCAGCCCAGAAGAGAACCGUGCUGCAGCAGUUUGACGAACUGGAGGAAGAGGAGGGAAGGCCGAGCGAUGAGGACAGCAGUUCUGACGACGACGACCGAUCUUGGCAGCAGGAGCUCCGUAAGCAGCACCAGCAGCUGAGGGAAGAGCGGCGGGCCGAGGCCCGGUCCCAGGCAGCUGCCGGGGCCACACCCAAGUUCUAUGAGUUGAAGAAAGGGGAGGAGUUUAGCUCGACCAUCGGAAGGAAGCGGCUCAGCAAGAGGCAAUUGAGAACUAGCCUGGCCGACAGACUUGCCCAGGAGGACACACAGGGAGCAGUCAAGCACAUCGGUUCCUCCGUCGGCAACCAGCAGCUAACCUUCACCGUACAAAAGACGGCAAAGGAAGCCAAGUUCAAGCAGGACACCAUGGAGCAUCACAGGGAACGUAAAAAACUCAGGCGAUCGGCUGGACAGCUCGCGGGCAAAUCGCGGGCGGGAAAGUUUCACAGAUGACGAUCUCAAAAGUGUUUCAGCUUGUUCUUAAUUCUAUAAUUUUAUAGAGUUUUUGCAAAGGGUCAUGGACGGUUGUCGUCGAAUUGGCCAAAUUGAUGAGUGCAACAUCUCAUACUCACAGCCGAACUUGUAGCUUGAGGCGAUAUUGGAUGGGAUCACUUUUGUUGCAUGUAUUGCUCACACACACAGAUAAUUUCAUCCAUUUGUGUCCUCUGAAUGACCAAAAUUGUCGAGAUCUCUGUAAAGUGCCUAUCAAGCUUGUGCCAACAGGUAUAUUUGUAUCAAAGUGAGGUGAGCAACAUACAGGAAAGCUGUUAUAAGAAUAUGUGCAGAACAAUCGGAACGAUGACUGGCUUCAAUCGAGAGAGUAAAAUGCAGUGGAAAACUUACUAGGUUCCCUCUGAAUCAAUUCAUGGUUGAACAAAGAGUUGGCUGGAGCAGUGGUUCAGCUUGGACCUCUGGAAAAAAACAUAUCUAUCAGUGCCUAACUAGUCUCUGGGGGUGAGUCUGAAUAGGCCUCUGUGAAGUGAUGACAUCACUGUUUGUUGCACUUUUCAAGGAGCUUUUGCGGCCCACGGUCCAGUAAGCACCAUAGGAAGGCACACACAUGAACAAAGUUUGGCAUCUUCAAUACAGAUAUCUAUGACUCGGCUGUAAUUGGAAAACAUUAGCCUCUGUGAAAGCUAUACUCGCUAGCAGCUUCAACCACUUCUCACAGAUGCAUAUGCUACUGUAAGCCAUAGCCAGUUGAUGUAGAGACGGUCCACGACUUGCCAGUGUCUGUGUUCCUUGACACCAGCCAGAAACCCACAAACCCACGUGUGCCCGCGUCGGAGACUUUUUCAAUGGGCAGAAGGCGUGUUGAAAAACAGACUUGGCCGAACAGAGCAAGCAAGAAUCGUGAGCAAACUGUAUAUGACUUUCCACUCAUGUGCCACGGCAUGGCAUAGCCCUCCUCGGGCCCAUCGAUCAAUUUUCAGUUGGGAAAACACCGGUGGAUUUUAGAGACCUUUCAGACUACGAAAAGUGUUCUUGGUUCUGUGCGAUGGGGUAUGCAAAGAAAGAGUGUACUGGUUAUAGGUAAGCAUGAUUAGGUACUUGUGAAGCCACUUCUAGUCACAGGUGGAUGCAAAUAAACACAAUUUAAAUUA
This is a messenger RNA of Acanthaster planci (crown-of-thorns starfish), 3353 nucleotides long. It is a transcript of the gene nol10, whose product is annotated as nucleolar protein 10. NCBI's taxonomy places the organism in Eukaryota, Metazoa, Echinodermata, Asteroidea, Valvatida, Acanthasteridae. Gene Ontology annotation, molecular function: protein binding. Gene Ontology annotation, biological process: maturation of SSU-rRNA from tricistronic rRNA transcript (SSU-rRNA, 5.8S rRNA, LSU-rRNA). The record is from RefSeq and is a predicted model, not a curated record. Gene Ontology annotation, cellular component: small-subunit processome; nucleus; nucleolus.